This is a messenger RNA of Medioppia subpectinata, 3387 nucleotides long. The record is from the annotation of a GenBank genome assembly. Lineage: Eukaryota; Metazoa; Arthropoda; Arachnida; Sarcoptiformes; Oppiidae.
AUGUGUUGGAUUUUUGGAUACGUGUUGUGUUGCGGGUGUUUGGGAGGGAAGACAUCAUCCGAUGGCAAGAAUACCACAAAUGUCUAUAAAGUUGACAACGAAUCCAACAAUAAAUCCAUUCCAGACAAACCAUUGAUUGAGACAACAAAUCCAACCACAGAAUCGACUGAUGAUACCAUUCCGGCCACAGUUAAAACACCAAUCAAUAUCACACAUAAUGACAACAUAACUGUAGAAUCGAUGGACAAACCAUUGAUUGCGACAACAGAUGGGAACGCAAUGAGAGAAUCAACCGGUGAUAGCAUUCCGGCAACAAUUAAGACACCAAUCAAUACCACAAAUAAUGGCAACACUGCUGUAGAGCCGAUGGCUAACAAAGUGAACACAACCUCAAGAGUAAUGAUUGAUCACAUUCUUGAAGAUAUAUUACAGCACUUGAGUGUCAAAGAAUUGUUUCGAUUGGAGAGGACUUCCGCACAGUUUGCGUGUUGUGUGGGAACAGCUCUUAGGGAUAAACGUGUGCUAAGUGUGGGUCAGAAGAAUCUCGAAGAAUGCGAUAUCACUGAUGCCAUUGAGGAAAAAUUUAUUAAUCCUUACACUACUUACGACGACCAUAAAGAUCAAUACAAAUACGAUUUGAUAGCCAGUCAUCGCACGUUCACUUCAAUACUAACUAAUUGUUCACUCAUUAAAAGUGUUUGUCUGAGACGUGUUAUUGUCGACUACCAGACCAUCGCACAGCUCAUCCAUUUGUGUCCUCAACUUUCACGCUUAACAUUGAUUUUGAUUGAAAUGAUCCCUUCGGACAGUAUUACUAGUGAUGAGUGGACACAACUUCUUGGGCCGCGACUCACAUCAUUGUCUCUCAUUAAGUGUAAAGUCAAUUAUAUUGACAAAAUAGUAAGCAAUUUGAGACAAUUCUCAUCACUUGAAGAGUUUCGUAUUGAAUGGUGUGAAGGAAUUGAAGUGUUGGCCACAAUUCCCGCAAAUCUAAAGCGAUUGCGAAUUCAAAUGUUUAAAAUGGUUUUCGAUGACGAGAAUGGUAUCAAUUCAUUCAUCACUCGUUGCUCUUCAAGUCUGAAAGCGCUGGCUAUUGAAUGCAAUUCAUUCGCUGAUCACCACUGGGAUCAGUUGUUUAUCUCUAUCUGCGAUCACAUGACACUCAAAGACUUUGCGUUUGACACAUACUGUCUGAAUGGACAGAUAGUUAGUGAUAAUCUGUUUAAACUGAGGGCUUGUGAACGGCUGCGGAUUGACUGUAAUAUCGAUAUAAACUCAAUGAUAGCGAUGCCGUCUGUAAAGCAUUUGACGCUAUCAAAUGUCACGUGUCGUCCAUCCGAGUGGACACGUAUGGCAACAGUAUUCCCAAACUUACGGCGCUUUUCACUUCUGGAAACGAUUGAAAUUCAAUGUGAUUUCGAUACCAUUCGUAUCGACGAAACAGACCAUUAUAUCAUUGACUGCGAGAUCUGUUUCUAUCACUGUUUGCAAAGAGUGUCACAAUUACCACAACUCAUACGCUUAGACCUCAUUAAUACCCGCAAUGAAAAUAGCAAAAUGUGUUGGAUUUGUGGAUAUGUGUUGUGUUGCGGGUGUUUGGGAGGGAAGACACCAUCCGAUGGCAAGAAUAGCACAAAUGUCUAUAAAGUUGGCAACAAAUCCAACAAUAAAUCCAUUCCAGAUGGGAACGUAAUGAGAGAAUCAACCGGUGAUAUCAUUCCCGCAACUAUUAAGACACCAAUCAAUACCACAGAUAAUGGCAACACUGCUAUAGAGUCUGUUGAUAACAAAGUGAACACAAUCUCAAGAGUAAUGGUUGACCACAUUCUCGAAGACAUAUUACAGCACUUGAGUGUCAAAGAAUUGCAUCGAUUGGAGAGGACUUCCGCACAGUUUGCGUGUUGUGUGGGAACAGCUCUGAGGGAUAAACGGAUGUUAAGUGUGGGUCGAGAGGGACUCGAAGAAUACAAUAUCACUGAAGCCAUCGCUAGAAAAGAGUUGAUUCGUCGCAAGAAUUAUGACGGACUGAGUGUUGAUUACAAAUACGAUUUGAUAGCCAGUCAUCACGCGUUGACUUCAAUGCUAACGAAGUGUCCACUCAUUCAAUGCUUGAUUUUAAGACGAGUUUUUAUCGACUACGAGACCAUAGAUCUGGUCAUCGGAGGGAAGACACCAUCCGAUGGCAAUAAUACCACAAAUGUCUAUAAAGUUGGCAACAAAUCCAACAAUAAAUCCAUUCAAAACCAAUCAUUGAAUGCGACAACAGAUGGAAAUACAAAGAGAGAAUCGACCCGUGAAUCCAUUCCGUUAACGAUUACUGUAGAUUCGGUGGACAACAAAGUGGACACAAAUUCAAGAGUAAUGAUUGAUCACAUUCUCGAAGAGAUUUUACAGCACUUGAGUGUCAAAGAAUUGUAUCGAUUGGAGAGGACUUCCGCACAGUUUGCGUGUUGUGUGGGAACAGCUCUGAGGGAUAAACGUAUGCUAAGUGUGGGUCGAGAGGGACUCGAAGAAUGCAAUAUCACUGAAGCCAUCGCUAGAAAAGAUUUGAUUCGUCGCAAGAAUUAUGACGGACUGAGUGUUGAUUACAAAUACGAUUUGAUGGCCAGUCAUCACGUGUUGACUUCAAUACUAACAAAUGAUCACAAGAGUCGUCCACACAUUGGUUUUGAGCACUCAUUGCAUCCAUUCAUCGAUUGUUCCCUUCCUCUCGACCACUGGUCGGCCACCGGAUUGUCUCAACACAAACACAACGCUUCCCAUAAGACAGACAUGUCUUUCAAUCGGGACAACAGUUUUGAGGCUAAUGUCAGAAAUUAUCAUCAAAAUAGUGUCACAACCGAUGGAUCAGAUGACAGCCAAUUGAAUGGUGCCGUCGAAGACACCGCUGUUGUCGACAAUAACACCAACGAAGACAAUAGUGCGGCCAUCGAUGGAGACAACAGUAUUAAAGCCACGAGAGGUAACAUAUCGUACGAAGAGGUGAGCGAUGACUAUCUGGACACCGAUCCGGACGACGACCCGGAAGAUGACGAGUCCGAGUCGACCAUCAGCUUAGAUGAUAGCUGUCGACCGAAGGCGAGCGCCGUAGGGCUGAUGGGCCGACUCGGCAGUCAAGACAACGGUGCCGUCGACCGCUUUGGGUCGGAACCACUGCCCGAUACGGUGACCGUAUUGGACGGACCCAAUGGCGCCAAACUAUAUCUCGUGGGAACCGCUCACUUCAGUGAGAAGAGCCAACAGGAUGUCAGCCAAACAAUUCUAAGAACUCAGCCCAACAUUAUUGUCCUCGAGUUGUGUGAAAGCCGUUUAAGUAUACUAUCGAUGGACGAGAAGACAAUUCUGGAGGAAUCGUCAACAAUGGGCGUCGCGAAGAUCAGACAUAAC